CAGACGACGAACGUUCAUUCUUCCAGUGUUAGAUUCAUCAACAUGGUGCUGCACCUCCAGGAAAGCCACCAAGACCCCACACAACUGUGUCCAUUCUCUGCUUCCGCAGUUUGAAGCGGAGCUCGGUUUAGGGCUCGAAUUUUGUCAUCGCUUGCAGCUCUGGAUCUGUUUCAACACCGAAGUCGUCGGCUUCUCUAGGCUCCAGGAUCCCUGUCACAAAUUGGGUCGCUGCUGAUUUGUUCCAUCUGGGAGGACCGAGGGAUUCGCGGAGAUUUGUUAUUGUUGUAGCUCAGUUCUGCAUCGAUGGGGUUUGUGGCGUGGUGGUAUGCGUGGACCCAUGCUUUGCUGUACAUGUCCCCAUACGUAUACUCUGCCAUUGGAAUUGCGAUCUCAAUCGGAGUGUCCGUGCUCGGAGCUUCAUGGGGAAUUUAUAUCACCGGGAGCAGUCUCAUAGGUGCAGCAAUCAAGGCUCCUCGGAUCACGUCAAAGAAUUUGAUCAGCGUCAUUUUCUGCGAGGCGGUGGCUAUCUAUGGAGUGAUCGUAGCCAUCAUACUGCAGACCAAGUUAGAGGCCACAAAACAACCCUUUCACCCUGAUUCUAUGCGUGCUGGCUACUCAUUGUUCGCUUCAGGAAUCAUCGUUGGAUUUGCAAAUCUACUUUGCGGGCUUUGCGUGGGUAUCAUAGGCAGCAGCUGUGCACUUUCAGAUGCUCAGAACUCUACAUUGUUCGUCAAGAUUCUGGUUAUCGAGAUCUUUGGCAGUGCUCUAGGUUUAUUUGGAGUUAUUGUAGGCAUCAUCAUGUCGUCUCAAGCUACAUGGCCUACAGCUGUAUUAGCGUGAAACUUUUUUGCGGUUAAUUGAUUGUUAUUUUGUUGCCUCAUCUGCAAAGAACGGAAAUGGCACGCCAAGCUUCAAGUGGGUAUAUAUUUUUAUUAAUUUUUCACUGAGGACAGUCUUCCCAUGGA
Molecule: messenger RNA, 965 nt
Organism: Physcomitrium patens
Lineage: Eukaryota; Viridiplantae; Streptophyta; Bryopsida; Funariales; Funariaceae
Product: V-type proton ATPase subunit c''2
Biological process (GO): proton transmembrane transport
Cellular component (GO): proton-transporting V-type ATPase, V0 domain
Molecular function (GO): proton-transporting ATPase activity, rotational mechanism
Source: RefSeq, a predicted model, not a curated record